This is a messenger RNA of Penaeus monodon (black tiger shrimp), 459 nucleotides long. Its product is annotated as collagen alpha-1(VII) chain-like. The record is from RefSeq and is a predicted model, not a curated record. Lineage: Eukaryota; Metazoa; Arthropoda; Malacostraca; Decapoda; Penaeidae. The coding region runs from base 1 to 459 and encodes 152 amino acids. The transcript has a single exon.
AUGAGAGAAGGCACCCCUGGCCGAGAGAAGGCACUCCCGGAUGGGGAGAAGGGCCCCCCUGGCACAAAGAGAAGGGACCCUGGCAUGAGAGAAGCACUCCCCGGGAAAAGAGAAGGCACUCCUGGCAUGAAGAAGGCACCCUGGCACGAGAGAACACUCCCGGGACGAGAGAAAGGGACUCCUGGCAUGAGAGAAAGGGCCCCCUGGCAAAGAGAGAAAGGGACUCCUGGCACGAGGAAGGACUCCUGGGACAAAAGAAGGACUCCCGGGAUUUUAAGAAGGCACUCCUUGGGUGAGGAAGGCACUCCCGGCAAGAGAAAGGGACUCCAGGACGAGAAAGGGACUCCUGGCAUGAGAGAAGGGACUCCUUCAUUAAGAAGGCCCCUCCUGGCUGAGAGAAGGGGACUCCUUGGGAUGAGAGUGGCCCCUCCUGGCACGAGAGAAGGCCUCCUGGGAUGA